Heterobasidion irregulare TC 32-1 is the source of this 890-nucleotide messenger RNA. RefSeq lists its product as uncharacterized. The record is from RefSeq and is a predicted model, not a curated record. Lineage: Eukaryota; Fungi; Basidiomycota; Agaricomycetes; Russulales; Bondarzewiaceae. The annotation marks the transcript as partial. The transcript has 2 exons.
AUGGACGUUCGCCCAGCUCGAGCACUGGCUCAAGCGCGUCGACCGGGACCUCGUCUCCGAUCCCGUGUGGAUACUGGCGCCCUAGGCUCGCCUCCCGAGCUCGACCCCGAGGACUUUGAGGAAUACGACCCCACGCUGCUGCCGUACAUGUUGUCCAACAUGCAGCAUCUCCAGGCGGACGACGCGACCCCCGCCGGGCUCCUCAGCGAGGGCAUGGUCGGGUCCCUCUCCCCCGAGCAGGACUCGGUCGCGAGAGCCCUCUCGGAGCACCGCGCCGCCCACGCCCACGACCACGACGAGCGACCCGACCCGCCGCCGGGCUUCCUGCGCUCGCCCUAUAACGAGCCGAGCGAGCUCUCCAUCGAACCCGUCUUUGCGCCCACCUCGCCCCCGGCCGAGCACGAGCACCCGCCCACGCGCGCCGGCGCGCACCGCAUGCAGGACAUCUCCGAGGAGGUGCGCGAGAGCGAGGAGGAUGCCGCGGAGGACGCCGCCGCCGCCGCCGCUGCUGCUGCUGCGCCCGCGCCGCCCGCGACGAAGGAGGUCAUGCAGGGCAUCCGCAUCUCCACCGCGCCGGCGUCGCCUGGCUUGUUCGCGUCGGGAUCCUCGCCCAACGCGCGCCCGCGCUCGUUCUCCCCCCUGCCCCCCGCCGCGUCCCCGUCCGCGUCCCCGCCCACGCAUCAGGCGGCCCCGGACCCCGUCUCGGACCCCGUCUCGGUGGGCGCGAUGGCGGAGCACAACGCGUACGCGCCCGCGGCGGACAGCAGGGACCGCGACCGCGAUCGCGAUCGGGACCGGGACAGUAAUAGGGACCGGGACAGCGUGCACGAGGGCUCCGUCGGGCGGCACCACCACUACUACGCCUCGUCGACGACGAGCAGCGAUAUCCC